AAUUUUCACUUUCAGACGUAAAAACGAAACGUCGUAUUUUUAAUAAUAAUACGGAGAGAAUGACUUUAUCAGAUGAUGUGGAUCUUGAGACAUUUGUAAUAUCUAAAGAUGAUUUGAGUGGUACUGACAUUAAGGCUAUUUGUACUUAG
Cetraspora pellucida is the source of this 149-nucleotide messenger RNA. NCBI's taxonomy places the organism in Eukaryota, Fungi, Glomeromycota, Glomeromycetes, Diversisporales, Gigasporaceae. The record is from the annotation of a GenBank genome assembly.